Molecule: messenger RNA, 1668 nt
Organism: Helianthus annuus (common sunflower)
Lineage: Eukaryota; Viridiplantae; Streptophyta; Magnoliopsida; Asterales; Asteraceae
Exons: 2
Coding region: 1-1668 (555 amino acids)
Molecular function (GO): nucleic acid binding; RNA-DNA hybrid ribonuclease activity
Source: RefSeq, a predicted model, not a curated record
AUGAAGAAAAGCCAAUUCCAAUGGACUCCGGAAGCAGAGAACGCGUUCCGCGAGAUGAAGGAUUGCCUCAUCAAACUACCAACCCUAACCGCACCAAACAAGGGAGAACCUUUGGUACUCUACCUUUCAGCUUCCGAUAAGGCAGUCAGAGCUGUGCUGCUUGUCGAUCGUCAAGGUGUCCAAACACCAGUUUACUACGUGUCGAGAACCUUGACCGAUCCAGAAACCCGAUAUGAAAUCAUGGAGAAGUUAGUCCUUGCACUAAUUCAUGCUUCAAGGCGGCUGCGCAGAUACUUUGCCAAUCACGUCAUCCACGUGCUAACAAACUACAACAUCGGCAACAUCCUUGCAAGGCCAGAAGUAUCAGGAAGGUUAGCCAAAUGGGCAAUAGAACUGGGAGGUCACAACGUGGUUUUCAGACCACGACCAUCAAUCAAAGGCCAAAUCUUGGCAGAUUUUAUGACAGAAGUCCUAGAUGACAAAGAAAGAGAGUGCAAAGCCAUGGAAAAAGCUGAGAAAGAGCAAACAGAAAAGCCAUGGUUGUUAUAUACCGAUGGAGCAUCCAACGAAGAUGGAGUAGGCGCAGGGCUAAGGCUGGUAAGCCCCUACAAACACGAGUUCACGUACGCCAUACGCCUGGAUUUUAAAAGCACAAACAACGAAGCAGAGUAUGAAGCUUUCCUGGCUGGCUUACGAUUGGCAAUCAAAAUGGGGGUCCGACACAUUGAAGCGCAUGUUGACUCCAUGCUUGUAGCAGGGCAAAUAAACGGCCAAUACGAAGCCAAGGGGGAUGUCAUGGCACUCUACCUCAGCCAAGCAAAAACCUUGCUACAAACCUUCUACUCUUACAAAGUGCACCACAUAAACAGAAGCGAGAACAAGCCGGCAGACGCGUUGAGUAAGCUCGCAUCAACAAGUUUCCAGCACCUAGCAAAAGAUGUGCGCAUAGAGGUUUUGAGCAACCCAUCCGUUCCACUCAGGGAAGUAAGUGUCAUCCAGACAGGAACAACGUCCUGGAUGACACCAAUAAUCAUGUACUUGCAGUCAGGGAUACUUCCCGAAAACAAAGCCGAGGCGCGAAAGGUCCAAUACAAAUCAGAACACUAUCAGAUGGCAGAUGGGAUACUGUACCGAAAGUCGUAUCUCGGCCCGCUGCUGAGAUGUGUUGACGCCGACGACGCAAAUUACCUAAUCCAAGAAGUGCAUGAAGGAAUUUGUGGUAUUCAUGCCGGGCCUCGAAUGGUGGUGGCAAAAGUGAUGAAUGCCGGAUACUACUGGCCCGGGAUGCAUCUCGAUGCCGUGAAAGAAUUGAGGAAGUGCAGUGGCUGCCACAGACAUGCGCCAAAGACCAUGCGCCCCAAAAAUGAACUAGUACCAGUCACCACCGCAUGGCCUUUUCAACAAUGGGGCAUAGACAUGGUGGGUCCUUUCCCGGAAGCACCAGGGGCGGUCAAAGUCCGAGUCUGCACUUUUAACCCAGGGGACUAUGUCCUAAGGGACAAUGAAGCUUCCAACGCAGAAAAGCCCGGAAAAUUGGCUCCCAAAUGGGAAGGCCCAUACGUAAUCGAUGCAGUACUCGGCAAGGGAGCUUACAAAUUGCGCACCAUCAACAACAAAGAGGUUCCACGAACCUGGAAUGCUCAACAACUCCGAAAGUGUUACAUGUAA